Molecule: messenger RNA, 4396 nt
Organism: Megalobrama amblycephala (Wuchang bream)
Lineage: Eukaryota; Metazoa; Chordata; Actinopteri; Cypriniformes; Xenocyprididae
Gene: pex5lb
Product: peroxisomal biogenesis factor 5-like b
Exons: 14
Coding region: 397-2208 (603 amino acids)
Biological process (GO): protein import into peroxisome matrix, docking
Cellular component (GO): peroxisomal membrane; cytosol
Molecular function (GO): protein binding
Source: RefSeq, a predicted model, not a curated record
UGUACAGCACUGUACCGACGUCCUUCUCAAGCAGCAGCAGCAGAACAUCUUGAGUGUUGAAUGUUAUUCAUGGGAGGUGGCAUACUGCUCAAUAAGGCGUUUCCGCGCUCAAGUGGGCUGGGACUCGAACAUUUCCACUAAGGAGUGGAAUAUCCCGAGGAGAAAAAAGGAAGACCACACUGCUUUGGCCGUAUCACGCAGUGAACCUUCUACCUCGAAGCUCGGAUGUACGGUCUCGUGAAAGGUCCUGUAAGAGGAAUUCUCACGUGGACGCAGCCGGAGCAUGAAAACAUCUCCGUACCCGAGACUAGCUCCGUUCCUCUUUCUCCUCCUCAUUGACAAUUUACAGUAGUGGGUACCAACACACGGCGGGUGUUUUCAGCACUUGGACUGAAUAUGUACCAGGGACAUUCACAGGAAAAAGACUCUAGGGCGGUUGCUAUGGUGCUGAAGGAGCUACCAAGUAAGGCAUCUUCAGAUGGAAAACCCCUGCUCACCGUGACAACCAAGUUGUGUAGUGAGCAGCAAGAGAGCCGUCCAUUACUGAGCCCUUCUAUCGAUGACUUCCAGAGUGAGAGCAAGAGUGAUGGAGCCACACGGCCAGUCACCUCCAACACAGCAGUCUUGUCCACAGCACUAGACCUGGUGGACUUGAGUGAACCAUGUGAGAGAAGGUGGAGCUGGGACAGACGGAGUCCACAUGGGUCCCGUAAGAAUGGUUUCUCUAAAAGUAGCCUCCGCAAGAAGAAGACUGAAGAGACGGAGCUGAUCCAGGUGGAGACAGAGCCAACAUCCCUCAGCCGUUCUAACCCUGAAAGAGCCUCAUUAGAUUCAGUGAGCAGCUCACCCCUGGAGAAAUGGGAGGAGGUGAGCCUUCACCCAGACAGUGCCUUGAAUGGAGGGCGGAAGUGGAGAUAUGAGAGGAAGAGGUGCACAUCCAACCAUUCAUCCUCUGAGCUUUUGUGGUCUGCAGAUUUUAAAACAGAUUUCUCUAAUAGGCAUAGCACUCUGGAACUCAGCAUUAGCACGGAGUCAGACCCCGGGCCGGCCCCUCAGCGGCAGAGGCCCCAGCUGGGCGGUUCUUUACUGGGGAGACAACACUCAUUAGAGGAGGAGUUUGUUCGAGCCAAGGCUGCUGUGGAGUCAGACACUGAGUUCUGGGAUAAAAUGCAGGCAGAGUGGGAGGAGUUGGCAAGGAGGAACUGGUUGGAGGACUCUGACAGUGAAGGCCUGGUUCCACCCAACUUUUCAUCCCCUGAAAAGGGUUACUACUUCCAUGCCAAUAACCCUUACAAAGACUGCACCAAUGCUUUUGAACAGGGGCUGCAGAAGUGCAAGGACGGGGAUCUGAACAGUGCCGUACUACUGCUGGAGGCAGCCAUCUUACAAGACCCUCAGGACUCAGAGGCCUGGCAGGUUUUGGGCACCACACAAGCAGAGAAUGAGAAUGAGCAGGCAGCCAUUGUUUGUCUUCAGAGAUGUUUGGAGCUGCACCCAAACAAUCUGAAGGCCCUGAUGGCUCUGGCGGUGAGCCUGACCAACACAGGGCAGCAGCCGGAGGCCUGUGAGGCUCUUCACCGCUGGAUCAGAUACAACCCCAGAUACAGACAUCUGCUCCAGAACCGCAGCCCUCUGGAUGGUUCCCCAUUGCCCAGCCGCAGAGGUUCCUCCAUCUCCCCCAUUCCCACUCUCGGAUGCUCUCAGCUAGUGGAGGUGUUGGAGCUGUAUCAGGAAGCAGUGCAGAACACUGAAGGGGUGGACCCUGACCUCCAGACAGGCUUGGGUGUGCUCUUCAACCUCAGUUCAGAGUUUGACAAAGCUGUGGACGCCUUCAACGCCGCACUGUCUGUUCGACCUGAGGACUAUCUACUGUGGAAUCGGCUUGGGGCCACACUGGCAAAUGGGGACCGCAGUGAGGAGGCAGUGGAGGCCUAUACCAGAGCCCUGGAGCUCCAGCCAGGCUUCAUCCGCUCGAGAUACAACCUCGGCAUCAGCUGCAUCAACCUGGGGGCACAUCGAGAGGCAGUGAGCAACUUCCUGACAGCUCUGCACCAGCAGAGGAAGAGCAGGAGUCAUCAGGUGAUGUCCAGCAACAUCUGGGCGGCUCUGCGGAUCGCCCUCUCACUCAUGGACCAGCCAGAACUUUUCCAGGCAGCAAGCGUGGGAGAUCUGGACCUUCUAAUGAGGGCCUUCAACAUGGACAUGUGAUCAAACUCGGACCUGUGAAAUCUAUUAUUCACUAACAGUAGGCAUAAAGUUAGGCUCGAGUGAAAACAGGAUGUCAAUUUAAUAUGCAGAGUGUGCACAGCUAUUUUUGUUGUAUUUAUGGGCAGCCUUUGCUUUUCAGAGGCCACUGAAGAGGGCGUUUAUAUUCUAUAGAGCACAAACAGAAGAGGUACGUGAAGGUUUUUGAAACUAGAGGAAUACAUGACAGAAAAAGAGAGCAAAAGCACUUUUUCUUGAUGUUAGUUAUAUUUUACUGUAAUAUUUUUAAGCUUAUCUGAAAACUUUGUAUACUUGAGAAAAAUGAACCAAAACUUUGUUGGGGAAUAUGGGAGGAUUUUGUUUAGUUUAUGGAUUAGAAUUGAAUAUUAAUCUUCAAAGAACCUAGCUAUCUGUCAUGGCCAGUUCAGAUCUCAAGAACCUUUGUUCUGUGUUUUUCAUGUUCAUUUUACAAUGUUAAUUCACAUUCCUCACCACAAGGUGGCGCUGUUGUUCCACUGAAAAGAGCAUAGGCUUAUAGCCAAUCAGUUCAUCCUCUACCAAACCCAGUGAUGUCAAGUUUAAUGUGAGGAAUGACACUAGGGCUGCAUCUGAAAUUGCAUACUCUCUUGAGUAGGUAAGUAAUUACUUCCCGGUAGCUAAAAAAUAAGUUCUAUACAGAUUUGAAUAUGUGUAGUAUGAAUGUAAUCCGGACGUACUACAUUCUCAAUGCUGUCAUUGUCAUGUGACUUGCCAGUGUAAGUUGCAUCGCUUCACUGUCAUUCACAAAUCCUCUCCCGUGGGCUUAUGGGAUAGUAAAGUGUCCAUCGAAUCUCACCAUAAGUAUUAGGUCAUCCGGGUACUUUUUGGCCACUCUUUUAUGAGUACUGUGAAUUCAGACAUACUUAAUUUGUCACAUACUGUUUUUCUCCUACUAUAUAGUAGAUAGUAGGGAAGUAUGCAAUUUUGGUUGCAGCCUAGCUGAAUUUGACUUUAGGACACAACACCCUCUCAGGGUGAUCUACUGUAUACCCAGGUGUGCAGGCAGGGCGUGUUCCCCAGGCCAUCUGUCUUCCAGCAAGCCCCUUUUAAUACUGUGUGCUCCGGGGCAUUCUGGAUCAGGGCUCGGUGGGGAGCAACUUCAAAGACUCUGCAUGAAAGGUCACAGCAAAAGCAGUAUCAUGUUGAAAGUGAGCGAGUUCAUUUAAGACCGUUAGCCCAAACAUUUAAAGGGGCCGGAUACAUUCACAAAAUCUAUGAACAACAACAUCUUGGUCAUACAGUUGAGUCGUUGGGCCUGGUAAGUUUGAAGUGCAUUUCAUGAGACUGAAAUCCCUUUAUUGUGCAUACAUAUAACAGUUUAUAGUGAAGAAACCAUGUGCUAGAACAUUAUGAUUUCAGCUCAUUUGUAUAGUAUUAGGCUGGAUAUUUUCUUUGAAGAAAUAACUAUGCAAACCACCAUUGUGUUUUAUUUUAUUUUUCUAAAUUUACCAAAAAAUCUUAGUGGGUGACCUUAUUCAGAUUUGUCUUUAUAAUUUUUACACUAUGCAUUAUUAGUUGGAGUCAGAGUAACAGGAGUGAGCUGAGGUGAUUGAAGGGCACUGAAUGAGACACAGUGUUUAAAGACAUAAAUAACAUUAAUAACCUUAAUGAUUUUGUUUGAGAAAAGACAGAUAAAAUUGCUUCAUUAGAUGCAUCUACAAUUUAAAUCUUACAGAAGAUUUGGAAAAUCUGAUGAUUGCAUGUGAUACAGAAGACAGAUUUUCCUCUCUUCAUGGUCCCUUAUUUUAACUUUAAAGUGAAUGUAACUACUAUAAAUGUACAUUUUUGACAUAAAGCAAAAUUCCAACACCAAGCAUACUAUAUAUGACAAUAUUUAAAAUCAUAUGCCAUGUAUGAGCACAGUAUGCGGGCAUUAAUGACACUUGUCUUGUAGUAAAUCACACUAGUUUUGCUAUGAUCAGAGCUGUCAUGUAACUAUAAAUAUAAUUACUGGCAAAAAAAAAAAAAAAAGUAGAAUAGCAGAAGGAAAUGUAUUAAAUUUUUAUUCAUGUAAAAUAGACUAUUUCAUGGAAUGAACAGUCAUAAAAUGUAUGCAUGUCUACCCAUCAAGUAUCAUCUUUCAGUCUCUCCUACAUUAACAGGUAAUAUAGCCAAGAUGCAUUUAUAACCUAUUUAUUAAAGUUGUAUUUUA